Messenger RNA from Pieris napi, 3483 nucleotides. RefSeq lists its product as uncharacterized. The record is from RefSeq and is a predicted model, not a curated record. Bases 339 to 1508 code for a protein of 389 amino acids. The transcript is spliced from 7 exons. NCBI's taxonomy places the organism in Eukaryota, Metazoa, Arthropoda, Insecta, Lepidoptera, Pieridae. Gene Ontology annotation, molecular function: protein binding.
ACAAGACAGUAGACAACGAAUAAGGAUUUCAGAAAUCAGAGUAGACGGCAUAAUACGCGGCGUACGGCCGAUCGUUUAAAUAAGUUGAGGUGCAAAUAAUUCGCGCCAAAAUGUUGACUCUUUUUCUUCUAAGUCGGGUUGUUAAUUAAACAUUUUCGAUAAAUAGUUACUUUUUAAAAUAUUACGCGAAGUUCAAAAGUUUUAUUUUGUGUGAAAUAACUAAGUGUUGUGCUUUUGUUACUUUUACUUUUACUCGCGUUUUGAUACGACUGCACGAUGCAAACCGUCUUGAAUUUUAAUUCUAUGAGAGUGUACAAUAUUAUGGUAUACUUAGAAAAAUGCUAAGAUAUCUAGUGGUAUUGUUAUUAGUUAUACAGACAUUAAACUUAGUGCACUCGUCAAGUCUGCUAUGCGGGCGCGUAAAAGAGGUGGAAUUGGGUGGUAACAGUGGCGCGGGCGCAGCGCUGGCGCUAACGCUUAUCCGCCCGCCCACUCCCCCUUCAAAUGCGUCCUGUCAGUUGCAACUGACUGCUCCCGAUGCAGCGGCAUUUACUGUGCGGCUAAUAGAUGUUAAGGAAUCCUUAGCAGAAUGGGAGCGUGGUCUCGACAUGCCACCAGAGGCGUUAGGUCGCAAGUGGAGCCAGAGAAGUGCCCACGCGCAGCGGACUUCAAGCGACCAGACAAUCAGCUCCACCAAUGCCACUGACGCUUGCAAACUUAUAAUUUACAUAGAACAAAAGCCAAUAUGGAAGUUAUCGCUAUGUGGCGGUAACGCGGCAGCAGUAGCAUCCCGGGCGGGUACCAAGCUCCUACCACCGAAGCUCAGAAUAGUGUGGAACCCUCCUACCUCUCCCUACCACCACACGGAGAAAUUACGGCUGGUGGUCACUGCUGUUAACAGUGGUGCAGUUUGCAAUAACGAUACUCAGUUCACUUGCGGUUUGACAAGUCUUUGCAUAUCGUCGUACCUUGUAUGCGAUGGCGUGAGGCAUUGCCCGGGAGGCGAGGAUGAGGACACGAAUGCCUGUUCACACCGCCGGGACUCCCCACUUCUGGAAGUACUGAGGAGGAUAGCGGCUAGGAAUCAGGAGUUUUUGGGCCUGGAUCAGCCUGAUGGGAUGACGAAGCCCUCGGUUAUAAUGAAAAUAAGCGAAAGUGAAACCAAAUCAAACGCUUUUAUUGAGUUUGCAAAUUCCCUCCGUCCGUAUGGACCCUGGUCUUACAUCGUCGUGGGGAUGAUCGGAUGUGCUGUGAUACUCAUGUUCUGUCUCGCUUGGGAAUGCUGCUGCAAGCGUUCCAAGCCUUCAGACACGCCGCUAAACAUUCCGCCUUCGUGUGUUGAUCUCUCCCCUUCAGUGGCGAUGACCGCGUCUUCCCAAAUGUUCUCCAACCCCCUCCCAUCACCCCCAGAGUACGAACCUCCCCCUUCCUACUCCUCUCUCUUUCCCCGCGCCUAUAAGACUUCCCCCUCCCCGGUACCCCAUUGCUCCCACCAAGAGCCAGAUUAGGACACGCCAAAUUUUAGAUCUGGGCGCGAAUUCGGAUUUUUCAGCUGGUUUUAAGAAUUUAGCCUGUUAAGAGACGCGUCUACGUGCAAACUAAGUCUCCUAACUGCGAUUUUGACAGAUGGGAGAGUUAGUUCGCGCUUAGACUUGAGUUUUAGUCUAUGGGACCAUAAUCAACAAUCCUAAUUUGGACUAUUUUAUACAUAUGCAAUAAAUUUUAAAUAUUUUCUGUCAUUUAAACCAUGUAUUUGUCAAAACUUGGAUUGGACAUAUUCUAGAACAUAAAUCAUGUAGUAUCCAGAUUAACCAUUCUAAAGUUUGACAUUGACGAGAUGAGAUUGUGACAGAUUCAAUUUUAGACAAUCGCCAUAAACGCCAAACGUUGUAUGAAAAUGGUCACGUGACAGCGUGGGAAGCAGUCGCAUACAAUGUUGUUUAGCGUUAGUAAGGUCGAAAGGUGAUUUGUGUCAAGCCCAAGGCUAACCACAGAUAAGUAAACUUUACAUAGAAGAUAAAUCCUAAAUUGUUCUAUAAUAAUCUAUUCAUAGACUAAAAUAUAAAAUAAAAUUAGAUUAUUUGAAAAUCUUAAUUCGCUUCCAGACAAUUAGUUAUUAAAAAUACCCGGAUAGUCAACGGGUUAGCAUUAAAUCAAAAUUAACAAACUUACCAAUUAUACAUUUUACGGGCGUACUCGGUAAUGAAUUUCUGUAUGACAAGGAGUCGUUUUCAGUGUGCGAUAUUACGCCAUUGUUCACGCUAAAACGCGUUUUCACUUAAAUUAUGGUAUUGAAAUUAACGCCACCUAUCGGCAGAAAACGGCUCCUUUUUAAUUUUGAGAUUUUGACCAUUUUGUAAAAGCCAUAAUAUUAAGUACAAUAUUGUAAUAUAUUAUAUACGUUUUGGGACCAAUCAAAAUAUUUGUGCCUUGUUAUACACUAUCGACUGAUUAUAUCAUGACCUGGUUUUUUUAACGUCUUUUUUAAAGUACAUACAUAAAAUUUUUGUAUGAAAUUAAAAGAGUCUCACAUCUCAAAAAUACCGUCUGGUACCACCAUAAGGAUAUUUCAGAAACGAGAUUUAUGGCUAAGUGUCACUUACGUAUGUCAAAAACGUUUUGGAUUUUGACAUACAAGUCUCGUUACUGAACCUAAAGCUUGUCUAUUGAAUUGAUUCGUAACCAUGGCAACAAACUUUAAGAUUUCUAAUAAAGCUUUUAAAAAACUCAAAUAGAAGAUAGAUUUUAAAAUGCGGCCUUUGACAGUUGUCGCAAUCUAAGGGAGAUUCGAACUUGUAGUAAAUAACAAUUACUUACAGUGCCACUGUAUACUUUUCUUGGCCGGUAAUAGCGUCCAUCAUGGAUAUUAGUAUUGCCAGUAAAUAAAAAUUACUUUUAUAAGGGGAAUAAUUUGAAGUCCUGCAGGCUAACUUAAUAAUUUAUUGAAAUGUCUUAGUAAAACAAUGUAUACUUUUAUCUAGAAAAUACAGUUCUAGGCUAAAUGUGACACAAACUUAGGAACAACUGUUAUGAUAGGUUUUGUUACCUGUACUAUUAAUAAAAUAUCUUCUAAGAUACUUAACAAUCAGAACCGUUCGAUUAUUAAAACUUUGCCAUUGUAAUCAAUAAUGUAAGGAAUAAAAGUAAUACAUUUUAGUUGGAUUUUUAUUAGAUGUGGGUAGAUAGUUGUAUUUGAAAGCUAUCUAUGUCAGUCUGACAUUUUAAAAUGGCGAAGGUAGUACCAAUUUCAGUCGGCCAAGAAAAGUAUGUGGCACUUUACAAAUAAUAUUUUAGUUACCUGUCAUGUGUAUUAUAUUCGUAUGUAGAAGGAAUUCACAAAUUGUAUUGUAGCUGUAUAUUUCAUUUGUAUUAUUUAUGUAGUGCGUCCAUUAUUGUAAUAAACUAGUCUUAUUAGAAGUUAUAUUAAGUUCUUAUAAGUUAAGUAAUUCCAAGUAAAAGAAAUAAAUACUUUUCUAAAUGAAA